Messenger RNA from Sinocyclocheilus rhinocerous, 5054 nucleotides. Its product is annotated as signal peptide, CUB and EGF-like domain-containing protein 3. Gene Ontology annotation, biological process: signal transduction. The transcript is spliced from 22 exons. Gene Ontology annotation, molecular function: calcium ion binding. The record is from RefSeq and is a predicted model, not a curated record. Gene Ontology annotation, cellular component: cell surface. NCBI's taxonomy places the organism in Eukaryota, Metazoa, Chordata, Actinopteri, Cypriniformes, Cyprinidae. The coding region runs from base 209 to 3265 and encodes 1018 amino acids.
CUCGACCGUGUUUCUCCUCCUGAUCUCCGCGCACACAAUCUCCGCUAAACCAAGAAAUAAAACACACGCGCUCUCUCUCUCUCUUAUUCAACAGACGCUCCGUUUCCAGCGCCGGGAAUAAAGCUUCAUCCACGUUUGGACUCUUUGUCUCGCAGUUGUCCGCUUUUAUUUUAUUUGCCCCUCUCUGUGAAGGUUCAAGGUGUUUAAUAUGAUGUUCAUGUAUGUUCUGAUGCGCGCUGGCUUUGGAUUAUUCAGCGUCGCUCUGAUCGCCUUUGUCCAGCAGCCAGCCGGCGCUUCUGCCAGCAGAAACCCGCAAGAUGUGGACGAGUGCGCCGAGGCCCUGGACAGCUGCAGUAUGGAUGCCAUCUGUCAGAACACCCUCAAGUCAUACAAAUGCAUCUGCAAAUCAGGAUACAAAGGCGACGGGAAGCACUGUGAAGAUAUCGAUGAGUGUGCCAGUGAAUAUAAUGGAGGAUGUGUUCACGAGUGCAUCAACAUCCCGGGAAACUACAGAUGCACGUGCUACGACGGCUUUCGUUUGGCCCACGAUGGACACAACUGUCUGGAUGUUGACGAGUGCGCGGAAGGAAACGGUGGAUGCCAGCAGAUCUGUGUUAACAUGAUGGGGAGUUACGAGUGUCGGUGCCGUGACGGAUUUCUUCUGUCCGACAACCAGCACACCUGCAUCCAGAGACCCAAAGUGCGUUUUAAUGGAACUAAAGACGUGCCCACCUGCAUGGAUAAAAAUCAUGGCUGUGCCCACAUUUGCAGAGAGACGCCCAAAGGAAGCAUCGCCUGUGAGUGCAGACCUGGAUUUCAGCUCACCAAGAACAGCCGUGACUGUAAAUCUGAUCCUGUCCUGACUGCUGCUCUGUGUGUGUGUGUGCGUGUGUUUUCAGAGACGUGUGCGGUUAAUAACGGAGGCUGUGACAGCACGUGCCAUGACGCCGUGACUGGAGUUCGCUGCAGCUGCCCGGUGGGAUUCACCCUACAGCUGGACCGCAAGACCUGCAAAGAGACGUGUGCGGUUAAUAACGGAGGCUGUGACAGCACGUGCCAUGACGCCGUGACUGGAGUUCGCUGCAGCUGCCCGGUGGGAUUCACCCUACAGCUGGACCGCAAGACCUGCAAAGACAUUGAUGAAUGCCGCAUGAACAACGGCGGGUGUGACCAUGUGUGCAGAAACACGGUUGGCAGCUUCGAAUGUAGCUGCAAGAAAGGAUACAAACUUCUGACCAACGAGAGGACGUGCCAAGAUAUAGAUGAGUGUUCUUUCGACCGGGCGUGUGACCACACAUGUGUGAACUCACCUGGAAGUUUCCAGUGCUACUGCCACAAAGGUUACGUCCUCUACGGUGUGGCUCACUGUGGAGAUAUUGAUGAGUGCAGCAUUAAUCGGGGUGGCUGUAAAUUCGGAUGUGUGAACACUCCGGGCAGUUACGAGUGUACCUGCCCUCCUGGUUACAAACUGCACUGGAACAGGAAGGAUUGCAUUGAGAUUGUGAAGUGUACGUCCAGUCUGGCGGCCCCCAAAGCCACCCUUACUUGCAGUAAAAUGGGGAAGAAAGAGAGCUGCUCUCUCACUUGUGCAUCUAAAGCACAUUACCUAUCAGAAUCAGACAACAGCUAUUCUGUUAGCUGUGGAAUGCCCAUCCUACGAGGUAAAUCUCACAGCAGAUUAAACGCAAGCAGCAUCCAAAGCUGCAUAGAGACUCAGGCUCCUCCAGUGAAGCAGACGGUGUCCUUCCGGAUCAAGAAUGCCAAAUGCCACCUGCACCCAAAGCAUAAAGGGAGGGCAGAGGACAACGGCAGACAGAUCGGGCCAGGUGGCCAACCGUGCAACAACUGCCUGGUCACGUUCGUUAACCUGAAGUGCGACUCGUCUAAGAAGGCCAAAGGUCGUCGGGCACGUAACCCAUCAAGCAAAGAGGUCACGCGCAUCACUCUGGAGCUGGAGGCUGAGGUCAAGCCAGGAGAUGCCACUGGGAACUGUAACAUGAUGUGUCAAAGACAGCGUAUGGAGCAGCAGAUGAAGUCAUACAUUAAAGCCCUGAAAAAAUCCAUAAACCAGGAGCGUUUCCUCAUCCGUGUGGCUGGAUUGGAGUACGAGGUGGCACAGAAGCUCCCACAAGCUGCACUGAGGCAGGAGAACUGUGGACCGGGCCGAGAAAAAGACAGCGGCCGCUGUGUCAGAUGUUUGCCUGGGUCAUACUACCACGGUGAGCAGGAACGCUGUGUCCAGUGUCCGCCUGGAACAUUCCAGGAACGUGAAGGUCAGCUGGCCUGUGAUCUUUGUCCUGGAGGAGACCGCCAUGGCCCACAAGGGGCCCGCAACAUCACGUCAUGUGCAGGUCAAUGUCCGCCAGGUUAUUUCUCCAGUGACGGGUUCAAGCCCUGUCAGCCGUGCCCUCUGGGAACGUACCAACCCGACCCAGGACGAACUCUCUGUUUCCCCUGUGGAGGUGGGCUCGGUACCAAAAGAGAGGGUGCCAGCUCCUUUAAUGACUGUGAGGUCAAAGUGUUGUGUUCUCCAGGUCAUUAUUAUAACACCUCAGUCCAUCGCUGCAUCCGCUGUCCUCAUGGAACCUACCAGGCUGAGUUCAGACAAAACUACUGCAUCUCCUGUCCAGGAAACACCACCACAGACUUCGACGGGGCCAUCAGUGUGUCUCAAUGCAAGAAUCGGGAAUGUGGGGGUGAAAUAGGCGAGUUCAUCGGAUACAUCGAGUCUCCCAACUAUCCAGGAAACUACCCAGCCAACGUAGAGUGUAUCUGGACGAUCAACCCUCCACACAAACGCAAGAUUCUGAUCGUUGUUCCAGAGAUCUUCCUCCCAUCUGAGGAUGAGUGCGGAGAUGUCCUAGUAAUGAGGAAGAACGGAUCAGUGACCUCUAUCACCACCUAUGAAACAUGUCAGACGUAUGAGAGACCGAUCGCUUUUACCUCCCGAUCGCGCCGCCUCUGGAUCAACUUCAAAUCCAAUGAUGUAAACAGUGCUCGCGGAUUCCAGAUUCCAUACGUCACUUACGAUGAAGACUAUGAGCAGCUGGUUGAAGACAUUGUAAGAGAUGGAAGACUUUAUGCCUCUGAAAACCAUCAAGAAAUACUCAAGGACAAAAAACUGAUUAAAACCCUGUUUGAUGUGCUGGCUCACCCAAACAAUUACUACAAGUACUCAACUCGGGACUCCACAGAGAUGCUCCCACGUUCAUUCAUACGCCUCAUCCACAGCAAAGUCUCCGCCUUCCUGCGUCCGUACAAAUAGUCCAAAAGCGCUGUCCACCUCCACACAUCUCCAGUCACCUGGCCUCGAAUCAACGGGAUCCUACACACAUUUAAAGGAAAUACACACACUCACACAUACACAUUUUCAAUGGCACACACACACAAUCACACUAUGCAGAUGUUUCACUUUACCUUUUUCUUUUCUUUUUCUUGUCAGUCAUCUCCGAGAGGAAAAAAAGCUUCUGUGUAGUCUACAUGUAAUGCAGUCGUAUCAAGCCAAACUGAAGUGUUUCCUUUCUCUACGUGUUGGUCACCAUUCUGUACUGUGUUGAUGUUUUUUUUGUUCGUACGUUUGCACGCUCAGUCCUGAGGUGUCCUGAAGAGGACGACGAUGGUUUGGGUGGUUCCCAUGCCCCCCGUUAAGAGCGACGUGUGAGUUUAAACACGCCUGAUUGUGUUGUACAGACAAAAGAAAGUUGUAGCAUGUCAAAGAAAAGAAAAUCUAUUUGUCGAACUGGAGCUAGCUGUGAUCGUGCUUUAAAAAAUAGUAUUUUUUUCCCCAAUUUCCAGCUCUUGUAAACUCGUAGUUCUCAAAAUAAAUGUACAAUCUUUUGUAUAUCUGUACUUUUAGUGUGCUCUUGGUAAGAUCUAAUUCAUAUCAAGCAUUUCACAAUGUUAAAGCAUUUUAUUUGAGCUCCUAGAGCAUACAUGUAAUCUAUAAAUCAUGCUGUUAAUACAGUAACGUUUUAUUAAGGUCUGCCUGUUCGGAUUGUAUUAUUGUCAACCGCAUAUUCGUCUAUUUCCUAAUAUUCAAAUUAAUUUAACAAGGCAUAAGAGAUAUGUGGGUUAUUGGAAAGGCUCGGGUGAUGAAAAGGUCGGAUGGUAUUGUAAAAACAGUGGACUGUUAACACUCAGUUCUGUGAGAGUUUUUUGCAGAACAUGCAAUUGCUGCUGCUUCUUCAGAAACGUCACUUUAAGCCUUUGGUUUUACCUAAUGCGAUUCACAAAAUUUCCUAUAGAGAAGAGCAGUCAAGAGGACGAAAUCAUUCACAGGUUGGAAGUAAUGUUUUCAUAAUGCAGACACGAAUCACUGAUAAACGUAAACCACAGGUUGACGUGGAUGGACUUGAGCAAAAAAUGGCAUCACUCCAGAUUUCAGGAUGAAACGACGUUGAAGUGAACGAUGAAGUGUUUCGAAUUUGUUUUGCACAUUACAUAAGGACCAAAAGCGAAGCAGCAUUUGGGUUGCAGGUGUAGGGUUUCAACGGACCGUGGUGAGAAGUGCCUGAAGUGCAAAAGUGUCAGGAUAAACCUGUGGAUGUUGACAUUUAUGAGUGUUUCCUGUAUUAAUUAUGAACCCGUUAGUAUUCCUCACAAAUGUGUUUAUAGGUAAAGCCCUUUACAUGAAGUGAAAAAAGAACGAAUCUUUGAGAAGGUUAAACCAUACCCAGUUUUGAUAUGUAAACAGAAAAGGACUGGUCAAAAUGGUAGUUUACUUUUCUCUUUUUUUGUAUAUUGUAAAUAUGAAAUAAACGUAGACUGAUUGGAGUCUGAGAGAUAAAUCCAAACAACUCCCGACCUUGUAUUUAGAAACUUACCAUUGCGCUAUCCUCCAGUCCAAAGGUUGACACAAAAGAGGGUGCGUUCAAUCUUUAAACAUUAAUGCCAGAUUCAUACUCUACGCAAGUAUGCAAACGCUUGGCCAGUGUGUUGCAAGCACAUGGUCCCGUUGUAUAUAAACAUGCAUUCUUGAGUUGCUGUGGUGGUAACAGUCUUCGGGACUUAAGGGGGCUAUAGUUACUUUGCCAUGUUUGUAUUAAAAAAACAAA